UCAAAACAUUGUAGGUUUUGAUAUUACAUAGCCAAAUCGUAUUCUCUGCCUCAUUGCAAUGCGGUCACACCGAAAGCUACGUAACUUCUACAGAUUCAUCACCUCCGACACCGACCAAACUGGUCUCAAAAUCCCGAAGAAGUUUACCAAAGAUCACCGGAAGCAAAUCCUGUUGAACAACAAUGUCCUGUUAAUUGUUUCAGAUGACAAGGUUUGGCAUCUCGGUUGGACAGUGUCUGACGACGGUAAGCUCUGGCUGCAGAAGGGUUGGCCUGAGUUUCAUAAGCAUUAUUGCUUAAAGUUUGGGCAUUUGUUGGUCUUCAAACAUCUAGGAAAAUCUAAAUUUCAUGUUAGAAUAUUCGACCCGGGUUAUAUAGAAUUAUAUAACUUACAACCGGAGAAAGAAAUCGAAAGUAAGCGUUCUUUCACGGUCACUGUAAGAUAUGCUUACUUACGGAGCUCAAUGCUGUAUGUACCUGUUCGAUUUUAUAGAAGGUGUUUGGGUGGUUAUAAAAAGAAUGUAAGGUGUGUUCUUCAGAUGGCACAAGGGGGAAGCUGGGGUGGGGUUAACUGCAGGGUGGUGAACAAGUCACGUGCUGGGCUAUAUGGUCAAAACUGGAAGAAAUUUAGCGACGAGAAUCAUCUGGGCCUCGGUGAUGUUUGUGUGUUUGAGUUGAUAAAUGAUGUUGAAAACGUAAUGAAAGUCACCAUUUCUCGUGCUUGUGGAGACGAGUGAAGAAGGUUGGUUGGUGUAGAUGGGUUUGUUUUUGGGUGUGAUUUGCUACAUUGUUAACUGUUUUUGGUGGAAAUGUUGGUGGUGAUCAACUGUUUUGGGUGUAAUAUGUUGCAAUGUAACUGUUUUUGGUGGUUUUG
Messenger RNA from Helianthus annuus (common sunflower), 873 nucleotides. Its product is annotated as B3 domain-containing transcription factor VRN1. Gene Ontology annotation, molecular function: DNA binding. The transcript is spliced from 3 exons. Lineage: Eukaryota; Viridiplantae; Streptophyta; Magnoliopsida; Asterales; Asteraceae. The coding region runs from base 59 to 736 and encodes 225 amino acids. The record is from RefSeq and is a predicted model, not a curated record.